UUGCAGAUGUUGACGGAAGGAAACUGGCGAUGGGAUGUUGUACAUGCAUGCACCAACGUGCUUUGUUUAACAUUUGUGGUCGCAUUUAUCGUCGCCCAACUUUUAUCACUGUUUCGAAAAGCUAAAAUCCAAAAACAAAGUAUGGCUACAACGCACCAGAAACGGAAAUUCAUUCCACUAGCACGAAUGACUGACAAACAGGUUGUCAAGAAGGCACUAUACCAUCGCUUGUGUCUGCAUGACGAUGAAGCUUUGCUGAGGUCUCAGCUGUUCUACGAGAAUAUGAAGAUGCGGCGAUGUAUUGAAGAAUUUAGUCCUCGACCAGUACCUUCGAAACUGAUUCAAAAUAUUAUCAAAUCAGCAGGUACCGCACCGAGUGCAGGAAAUUCGCAGCCAUGGAUGUUUUGUAUAGUCAGUAGCUAUAAACUGAAAGCUGCAAUAAGAAAGAUUGUUGAGGAAGAAGAACAAAACACUUAUAGCAAAAAAAUGGGAGCUGAUUGGGUGCUGGAUAUAGCAGAACUGAAAGUUAUAUGGUCCAAACCAUAUCUAACUGAAGCUCCUCAUCUCAUUGUGGUUAUGAAACAAGCUCAUUUGAUCAAUGGUUCAAAUGAGUUAACUUCAGCAUAUUACAAUCAAAUAAGUAUCGGUAUAACAGUUGGCAUUUUAAUCGCAGCACUUCAGGACGCAGGGCUAGCUACUUCAGUCACGUAUCCACUAUACGGUGGUGAAAAAAUUCGAAAACAUCUAAAAAGGCCAUCGGACGAGGAAGUUUUUCUUCUUUUACCGGUUGGAUUUCCAGCCAAAAACGCUACCGUACCUGAUUUCAAACGUAAAUCUGUUGAAGAAAUAAUUCGAUGUUAUGCAUGACAGUCUUAUUUUCCUGUAACAAUCUAGUCAUUUUUAAACGCC
Molecule: messenger RNA, 909 nt
Organism: Loa loa (African eye worm)
Lineage: Eukaryota; Metazoa; Nematoda; Chromadorea; Rhabditida; Onchocercidae
Exons: 7
Coding region: 7-867 (286 amino acids)
Molecular function (GO): oxidoreductase activity
Source: RefSeq, a predicted model, not a curated record